AUGAUGCUCCCUUACUAUGUGGGUGGAAGGACGUUGUUUGGAUGCACCCAUUUUAAAGCACCGUCUGGCCUGCUACGACCACAUAAAGAGAUUCCCCAGAGGCCUGCCUUGUCCAGGAUUUCCACAGCUGCUUCUGCCAAAUCUGGAGAGGAUGCUGUGCUCAGGUGGGGCCUCCUCCUAAUCCCCAUAGCGACAUUUUGCCUUGGAACUUGGCAGAUUCAACGGCGGAAAUGGAAGUUGAAGUUGAUCUCUGAUCUGGAAGCCAAGGUGGCAGCAGAACCGAUCCCACUCCCAGCAGACUUCUUGGAGCUAAAGGAGUUGGAAUACAGACCUGUCAAGGUCCGAGGGUAUUUCAUUCAUGACAAGGAGCUGUACAUCCUUCCGCGUUCAUUGGUUGAUUCAGAGAAAGAAGCCAGGGAUACUGGCCAGCUGAUGUCCAAUCCUGAGAGUGGUGCCAAUGUCAUCACACCCUUUUACUGCAUAGACCUUGGGAUCACAAUCCUUGUCAACAGAGGGUUUGUCUCCAGAAAGAAACUUAAGUCAGAGACCAGGUUGCGAGGACAGAUCCAAGAAGAAAUUGAGCUCACAGGGGUGGUGAGGCUGUCGGAAACUCGCAAGCCGUUUGUUCCAAAGAACGACAUUGAAAGGAAUCGCUGGCAUGGAUGCCAUGGCAAGAGUGAGCCCAUCUUCCUUGAUGCAGACGUCAGUGAGUUCCCCAAGGACCUGGCUGUGUAG
Molecule: messenger RNA, 735 nt
Organism: Zootoca vivipara (common lizard)
Lineage: Eukaryota; Metazoa; Chordata; Lepidosauria; Squamata; Lacertidae
Source: RefSeq, a predicted model, not a curated record